Molecule: messenger RNA, 760 nt
Organism: Spirodela intermedia
Lineage: Eukaryota; Viridiplantae; Streptophyta; Magnoliopsida; Alismatales; Araceae
Source: the annotation of a GenBank genome assembly
AUGGCCCUUGCUCCACCAGAGCUCAGUUAUUCGAUGGUAUAGGGUUGAGAGAAGAAGUGAGCGAGAGCCUUCCUUUGAUUAACUUCGUAGAUUCAACACAGGACUUCACAGUUCUCCCACCCACCCCCCGGGAUUAAGAACUGCGGCCCCCUAAUCUGUGCCUCGGUUUGUUCGGAUAUCUCAUCACCUUCACCAGUCGAGAGGUAUUUUUCAAGAAAAUAAGAGCAAGUCAUCCGCGCAUAUCUGAAUAACACGUUAAGAAGGAAAGUCCUUCAAGGGAGGACAGGCCCCAUUUCAUUUCUAGUCCGAUCGAAGCCAUUUUGGUUGGAGAAAAGGAUUGGCUUUCAGGACGUCGGGUUCAUUUCUUCAGGCGGAACAAAUGGCGGAAACAUUCCCGAAAAUAAGAAUCGCUUAAGCCGAUAUCGCUCAAGAGAAUAGAUCUAAUUCGUCCGUGACGUUAGGAGCAUCAUUGGGCAGGCUAGGUUUUUUUUUCUAAACAUAGACCUAAAAAUCAAGCCUGGAAAAUAAAAAUAAGAUUUGGCAUGAUUCAGCGCGGUUCUUCCCAGAGCUGAAUCCAGAUUUUCUAAGUCCAGCGCCUGUUGUACGUGUCAUGUACCCGUCGUGCUGAUUCGGGCCAAUCGACCAGGGUCCGGGCUACACUGUUGCUCAAAGCCUAUUCUCCAGACUUUUGUCUGAGAGUCUGACUCGGCCGCAAGUACUAGAAUUAGAUGAAUGGCACCCCAUGCACAACCCAACCUAA